Microplitis mediator is the source of this 1137-nucleotide messenger RNA. Its product is annotated as tRNA-uridine aminocarboxypropyltransferase 1. NCBI's taxonomy places the organism in Eukaryota, Metazoa, Arthropoda, Insecta, Hymenoptera, Braconidae. Gene Ontology annotation, biological process: tRNA modification. Gene Ontology annotation, cellular component: nucleus. Gene Ontology annotation, molecular function: tRNA-uridine aminocarboxypropyltransferase activity. The record is from RefSeq and is a predicted model, not a curated record. The transcript has 3 exons. The coding region runs from base 235 to 1113 and encodes 292 amino acids.
AUGAGCGGUAUGAUGAAUGAAAAGCUAGUGUAUUGAAAAUAGACUGGAAAAUAAAAUGUAUAUGUAUAUAUUCAAGUAAAAAAAGUAGGAGUGGAAUGAGAACGAAAUGGAAAUUGUAAGGUUAUAAUAAACAUAACAACAAAUUAAAUAUUUAAAUAUAAAUAAUAAAUUAACAUGAGUGUAUGAGUGUAUUGAGUAAUUAUCAUUGUUUAUGAAAAUUUAAAAUAAUAAACAAUGACAGAAUCAGUAACAAUAACUGUAAAUAAAACAGCAGAAUCAAAUAAUUAUGAUAUUUUGGAAAAAAGACAACGUAUUGUUGAUAAAGCUCCAUUUGACCAUUUAAAAAUUGAUGAUCCUAGUGUAUUGAAUAGUAUUCAAGGUAGAGAAAUAUGUGGAAAAUGUUAUAAAUCACGUAAAUUUUUUUGCUACACUUGCUACAAUCCUGUUAUCGACUGUAAAUAUUUUCCACGUGUCAAGUUACCAAUUAAAAUAGACAUUAUCAAACAUCCAAAAGAAAUAGAAGGAAAAAGUACGGCCAUUCAUGCUGCUGUUUUAGCCCCAGAAGACGUAACUAUUUACAUUUAUCCAGAUUUUCCAAGUUUUGAACCUAAUGAUAAAGUAGUACUUAUAUUUCCUGGUAAAAAUGCUGUCAGUAUUGAUACCUUGUUAUCUAAUAGAUUAUAUGAUAAAAAUAAUGAGGUUGAUAAAACGUCGUCAAUGGAUAUGAAUAAUAGUUACUAUCCAAUAACUCGAGCAAUAUUUAUCGAUAGUACAUGGCAACAAACUAAAUCUAUUUACAAGGAUUCACGAUUACGAGCACUUCCUUGUUUAAUUUUUAAUUCAAGAAUUUCACAGUUUUGGAGGCACCAGAGAAAAAGUCCUCGGUGGUAUUUGGCGACAAUUGAGGCAAUACAUACAUUUUUAGUUGAGUUACAUGAAAAAACAUACGGUACUAUAGAAAAUUAUAACAAUUGUAAUGAAGAAAACAUAGGUAGUGAUAAAUACUGUGGACAAUAUGAUAAUUUAUUGUACAUUUUUAAGUAUAUGUACGAUAAAAUACACACUAUUUAUGACCAUGACCAAUUAAGAGCUUAUAAGAGACCGCUUAUAUAAAUAAAUUUUAAACAAACCCAUAAA